CCCCAUCCACCACAGCAAAUCCCUCCUCCCGUCCCGCCGUCUGCAGCUUUGAUAUUCAGACAAAAACCAGACGGAGAUACUUCACCUUUAGAUACGAAGAUGAAGUGAUAUGUUCUCACCGUGUGAUUGUCAGAUUUAUUUCCCUGCCCGCCCGCGGCCUCCGACCGUUCAGUUUGAAUUGGGGGUGCGCGCGGGAACGGACUGCUCGAGACCGAGUGUGCGGGAGAUGGGCCGUUCGAGAUAGUGGAGGGAAUUUGGAAAUAAUACCUACUGAAGUGAGGAUCUCACAUCACAAUGUAACAUAUCUGUUAAAAAUGAGGGCCCACGUCGUUGGAGAAAUUGCAUUGUUGUAUUUUCUACCGGAGAUUCACAUAUAUUAAUGCUAUACCGUCACAUCUAAUGAAGCAGAUCCACAUUUCACAAAGAUCAUGUCCUCUUAUGUCUGCUGGAAUGAGGUCUCACAAGUGAAGUUGAUGUACUGUCGUGUCUGCUGGGGGGAAUCCCCACAUGCUUUAUCCUGUUAUAAGUGAGAUUGCAACAUAUUGAAAAUUUGCAUUUGUGUGACAAUUUAGGAAGUUCAUGAAGUGAGCAUGAGUUCUUGUCAUGAGACCCCUCUACAUAGAACAUCAAAAACCUGAGAAAAGACUGGCAGUUCAUUUGUACUGUUUCAUCACAUUCUUUUUGGGAAAACCUUGAUCAACUCACUUUGGUUUAAAUAUUUCUCCAAAUCCAGCUCAAGCUUGGUUGAAAGCAGACAACCGUGGUAAUGGAGCCAGAAUCCAAAAACAAAACUGUGGACGUAACAACUUUAAAAGGAGAGGUGAUCUCUUUUACUGUGUCCAAGGAAAAGCAGCCCAGUGGGAAAAUUGAUGCAGUUUUGCAAUUUAAAAGAAUGAUAUUUGAUUCAGAGACUGGGAAAUUUAUCCAGAAGUUUUUAGGAAAAUUCAACCUCAAUCAAAAAAGUUCUUCCUUGCAAAUUGUUGCCUGUUGUUGUGCUAUUGAUUCAAGAACAGGACAAAAUGUCCCUUGCAUCUUGCUUGAGAUGUAUAUAAAGGCUCAUUCUAAAUUUAGAUAUAGCUUACUGAUGCUGCACAGUUCAAAUCAAGUUGUACGUUGUUUGGAUUUUGAAUUAGAAUAUGAAAUGAACGUAAAUGUAACCCUAUUGACUGGACCUAGUGUUUUGUGGACCUGUGGAGACCAAGUGUAUUAUAUAUCUUAUGAAACUAAUGGAAUUUUUAACAUUCCCAUUUCAUUUACUGCAAUUAAAUUGAUUGGAGAGAUUUCUGAUGGGGAAAUAAUCAUACUAGGUGUAAGAAAAACUGUUGGACCUGUGAAAAGUGAUGAAACCUCUGUUAUUCACGCUGAUAAAUUGAUCUGGGGUUGUGAAUUUGUCACCUAUUCCUUACAAAAGAGGGAAAGCUUCUGUAUCAGCCAUCAUUUCAUCCCACAUGCUUACAGUUCCGUAGUUACAAGCAUACUUAUUUGCCCAAGUGAAGAAAUAGACAAUCAAGUAAAGACUAUCGUUGUAGCAACCACAUGUAAGAAGCAACUGGUAUUGUUUGAAAACUCUGUCCCGAAGAAUGUCUGCCAGCUUCCUUUUGAAGAAGCUUAUCAAAUAAAAGUAGUAACAACAGGCAGAGAGAAUUGCUUCUUCCUCGUGUCUUCUAAGGCUGGAAUGAUCUGUGCUAUCUCAAAGGAAACUUGGCAGGUUGUUGCUGUUUGGCAGGAGGUAUGGUCAGUACAGUUGGAUGACUUCUUAGGCAUAGGAUCAGAACAAAUCUUGUUGCUCCCUUCAGCAACUUGCACUGUUGAAGAUGGCUUCAAAAAUUUUGUAUUAACUGAUCUUGGUGAAUUCCGUCACACUGUUAACUCUGGACAUGCUGAAGAAAAAGAAAUCUUGACUUAUGACAUGGGAGAUGUAAAUUAUUACCACACUAUCCAAGCUCUGGAGGCAAGAUUACAGCUUGGCCUGGCCUCCCUUGAAGAACUGCAACAACUAUUAAGAGCUAAAGAAAGAGUUUUACUUCAGUCCACCAAAGCCCUAACAAGUCUUAUUGAAGGAAAGCGGCCCACCCUGCCCAAAGCUGAGGAGGAAGGUUUGGUUUCUCUUUGGAAUGAAGAGGAGUCGGACCUGCAGCCUCUUGUAGAGGAGGCUGGUCCUACUAGUCAAGUGUUAAACUACCCAGUACAGAAGAUCUGGCAACGUGUAGUGGAUAGUAGGUGGAUUGUAGGGAUACAAUUAUCUGAAUCUGUCAACCUAAAUUUUGACUAUUUGAGUUUGUCACUGGUGAUGGAUCGUGACUUUACUGCUGCUCCAGUGAUUCAAUCUCAAAGUAAAGUACUGAAGGUAAACAAAUCCCAAGUAUCAGCAUCAUUUCUCCAGUAUCCAUCAAAACCUCCAAUGAAGAAGCCAAGACUGGAGGUGCAAAAUGUACGUACUUUGAGUAGCAGCCAUAAGGAAGAUCCAUGUUUUCAGAUUUACAAAGAUCAUGCACAGACCAUCACAGUUGUCACAGACUUGUCACCGCUACUGGUAUACAGUAAUAUUUGUUGCUAUGUAUUACUGCAUGGUACAAUGGAUCCUAUUCAGAAAACUGGAUUCAUGAAAAAAGAGAAGAUUAUAUCAUGUGGCAGAAUAUCUUUAAACCUGGAGGACAUCUGGAAUGAAAAGUAUGCAAUAAACCUGUUGCAGAAUCCUUUACUAUGUACAGAUAAUGCAGUAGAAGAUUUUUAUAGCACUGUGGCCACUUCGCAAAGAUCAUCACUCCGAAUAUUUUCUCCUGAUUAUACUCUGACUCGGGUGAAAGCUUGGCUGUUAGGUUCAAUGCAGUGUGAACCUUUGAAAAUCUGCCCAGAAUAUCUACUGUGUUCUAAAAGUGGAUCUCUACAGGGUAUUCUUCUUAACUGGCAUCCACAAAAUCCUUUCCAAGGAAUUUUAACAGUGUUUUGCAGCUGCUCAAAACACAGUUCCAGGCCAACAUUCAUUCUAAUGCCCUCUUAUGCCAUUCAAAUGAUGAGAGCUGGGAGAACAGUGAAACCUCCAUAGUGUUCCACGGACUUUGAAAGUGGGGUUGGUACACAUUCAGCAGAAGAGUUCAUAAGGCUGGAAAACACAGAAGACAAAACAGGGAAAUGGUGGAACAAUGGACAGUCCGAUGACUAAGAAGAGUUCGUUAUUCAGUUGGAAGACAUUAUUUAACUCAAUGGUGAUCAGUGAUGCUGUUGUUUUCUAAUGGACUAUAUUUGUAUCAAAUUUUACAUUAAGGUGUCACAUUAAAUACAUCUGUUGCUAAAAGUAAAAUUAAAGGGGCCACAUUUUCACAUUUACUCAAGUGCACAAUUCAAGCAUACACAACCUCUGCAGUACAGAUCAACAAAGAUGCACGGAAACCCAUAGAAAAUCACUCUGCUUGAAUUCUGCAAUUUCAACAUAUCCUACCACAUUAGCACACUUUAUUUUUCAAAGUGGUAAUAUUUGCUUUUGUUCCAGCUAAAGAUAUAAUGAAGUAAAUGUUCUCCCCAAUCACAAAUUGCUUUUGCUAUUGGUGUGCCUUUUUAGAUUAUUACUUUUAUAUAUUUACACAUAUAACCUGUAUUUGUAAGAAUUGAAGUUUUAACUGCAGAAGAUCUGAUUAAGAAACUGAUAAGCAAUUCUGAAACAAAUUCAAACAAGAAUUUGUAACUUAUUACGACACUUAAAAGUUUGGGACUGCAUUGAUUUGAGUGGUUGACAGCUUUAGAGGUAACACAACUGGGUUCUGGAUGCUGUCGGCAGGUGAGAACUGAAUAAUAGGCUUAUGAAAACAGAAGAACAUUUUCAACUAUUUACACUAUAUAGAAGCUUGGUUGAGCAGGAUGUCACUAGAACCUUCUCACUCAGUCCCAGUUCCAUGUGAACUGACAUUGUUUGACAUAUGACAUAAUAGCUCCUGGCAUAAAGCUGUUAAUCUCAGCUACUAUACCUUGCCUAAAUCUUUCACUAUACUUGCCGUGGCAACAGAUCAGAACCCGAAAGUACCGUGGGCAAUAAUAAUUUUUAAACUUCUAAGUGUAUUAUUUAAAAUAAAACUUCUACGGCCACAAGAAUGACGACAGAUGCAAAUUAAUAACUGCCUGCAAUUUCCUGUGUGAGACCCAAGGAAUGCUGCACUUGUCAGGGAAACUUCAAACAGAAUGAGAAAUGCAACAGGGAGAAAUAAUGAAAGAGCUGACUGUCUCAUUUCUUGCAGAAUUUAUAUGUUUUUAGCCUUCGGGGGAUACACAAAUAAAGGUGUUAAAAACCAACUGCAACACUUGUUCACGCGUUAGUAGCCUGAUAAUGUAAUUUGUGGAGUAGUGUGCUGUGAGGAUCAGAUCUCUGAGUGCAGUCAUUUAGACAUCCCAACAUUGCAAGUAAAGCAAAAAAAACCUCUAAGUUUGAGUGCUGUCAGUCAGUCACUGCCAAAAGAAUCAGAACAGAAGAUCUUCAAACAACCCACAAAAUCAAGAAUCUCAAAAUUGGCAGUUCAAUUACAGUGUGACAUCCACUGCAAAGGCCAUAAUAAUCAAAUAUCUGCUCUUUAUGCCAAAUUCAGAGACU
Stegostoma tigrinum is the source of this 4579-nucleotide messenger RNA. RefSeq names its product FA complementation group B (gene fancb). The coding region runs from base 767 to 3046 and encodes 759 amino acids. Lineage: Eukaryota; Metazoa; Chordata; Chondrichthyes; Orectolobiformes; Stegostomatidae. Gene Ontology annotation, biological process: positive regulation of double-strand break repair via homologous recombination; interstrand cross-link repair; replication-born double-strand break repair via sister chromatid exchange. The transcript is spliced from 10 exons. Gene Ontology annotation, cellular component: Fanconi anaemia nuclear complex. The record is from RefSeq and is a predicted model, not a curated record.